Messenger RNA from Debaryomyces hansenii CBS767, 1170 nucleotides. RefSeq names its product glycerol-3-phosphate dehydrogenase (NAD(+)) (gene GPD1). The transcript has a single exon. NCBI's taxonomy places the organism in Eukaryota, Fungi, Ascomycota, Pichiomycetes, Serinales, Debaryomycetaceae. Gene Ontology annotation, biological process: glycerol-3-phosphate catabolic process; carbohydrate metabolic process. Gene Ontology annotation, cellular component: glycerol-3-phosphate dehydrogenase (FAD) complex; nucleus; cytosol. Gene Ontology annotation, molecular function: glycerol-3-phosphate dehydrogenase [NAD(P)+] activity; protein homodimerization activity; NAD binding. The record is from RefSeq and is a predicted model, not a curated record. Bases 1 to 1170 code for a protein of 389 amino acids.
AUGUCACAAUAUAGAGCCAAUCAAAGAUUACAACAGUUAUCGAAUAUAUUACGUCCUAAUCAGCUUAGUGCUGAAAAAUCGUUAAAGCCAGAAACUCCAUUCAAGGUUGCUGUGAUUGGAUCCGGUAACUGGGGGACUACAAUUGCCAAGGUUUUAGCCGAAAACACGGCCGAAAAGCCAGACACUUUUGCUAAACAGGUCGAUAUGUGGGUUUUCCAAGAGAAGAUUGAUGGUACUAACUUGACUGAGAUCAUCAACAAUAAGCACGAAAAUGUGAAAUAUUUGCCAGGGGUUAAGUUGCCAGAAAACUUGCAUGCAGAGCCUGAUAUCGUUAAGGCUGCGCAAGGUGCCGAUUUAUUGGUAUUCAACUUGCCUCAUCAAUUUUUACCUAAGAUCUGUAAGCAGUUGAAAGGUACUUUGAAGCCAACCACCAGAGCAAUUUCGUGUUUGAAAGGGUUAGAAGUUACUCCAGAUGGGUGCAAAUUGUUAUCAACUUACAUUACUGAAAACUUAGGAAUCGAAUGUGGUGCUUUAUCUGGUGCUAACUUGGCUCCAGAAGUUGCUAGAUGCAAAUGGUCUGAAACUACUGUUGCAUACAACAUUCCAGCUGACUUUAAAGGUCCAGGUAAAGAUAUUGAUAGUGCUGUUUUAAAGGAAGCAUUCCACAGACCUUACUUUCAUGUAAAUGUUAUUGAAGAUGUUGCAGGUGUUUCUGUAGCUGGUGCAUUGAAGAACAUUGUUGCGAUUGCUGUGGGCUUUGUUGAAGGAUUAGGCUGGGGUGACAAUGCUAAAUCGGCUAUUAUGAGAGUUGGUUUAAUUGAAACUAUCAAUUUUUCAAAUAUGUUUUUCCCAAAUUCUAAGCCAACUACAUUCACCCACGAAUCUGCUGGUGUUGCUGAUUUAAUCACCACUUGUUCCGGUGGUAGAAAUGUUAAGGUCGGUAGACAUAUGUCGAAAACAGGCGAAUCUGCUGAAGAAGCAGAAAAGAAAUUAUUGAAUGGCCAAUCCUCGCAAGGUAUCAUCACUGCAAAGGAAGUCCAUGAGUUAUUAAGCAAUGUUGGUAAGACUGAUCAAUUCCCAUUAUUUGAAGCUACUUAUCAAAUUAUAUACGGUGAUGAAUCUAUUCAAAACUUGCCAAACUUAUUAGAAGACCAUUCAUUAUUCAAAUAG